AUGCAGUAAGUGACUCCUGCAUAUGUCAGAAAUUUGAAUGGAAUCACACAAGAUUUUCUGUGUCCAGUAAGUGCUAAUACUUACAAUAUUCAAUUCUUGAAAUUUAGAAUAAGAGAUAUGGAUUCGGGGCAAACCCUAUUCGAAGUGGAGCGAGAUCAAGACGAAGAGUCGAUAGAAAAUCUACCUCCAGAAUAUCAAGAUGAGGCUAGACGCAUUAAAUAUCAUUUCGGACCUUAAUUCUUUGAAUUGAAGACUGUUGGUGCUUAAUUGACAUUCUCAGUGGGCAACAAGCCUGUCAAAAACUUUACAAUUAUUGAGAGACAUUAUUUCAAGGAUCACUUAUUGAGAAGCUAUGAAUUUUAAUUUCCCUUUUGCAUUCCCGACUCAACAAACACUUGGGAACACAUCUACACUAUUCCAGAGAUAGAUGAGGCAAUGAGAUAAGAAAUGAUUGACAAUCCAUUCUAGACAAAAUCAGACAGCUUUUAUUUUGUGGGAGAGCAACUCGUGAUGCAUAAUAAGGCAGAAUACGACUAUUCACCUUUUGAUUGAUAUAUUAGUAAAUCUAUAAAAAUAUCAUAAUUUGGAUUUCA
Messenger RNA from Paramecium tetraurelia, 593 nucleotides. RefSeq lists its product as uncharacterized. Gene Ontology annotation, molecular function: lipid binding. The record is from RefSeq and is a predicted model, not a curated record. Gene Ontology annotation, biological process: lipoprotein transport; cilium assembly. Lineage: Eukaryota; Ciliophora; Oligohymenophorea; Peniculida; Parameciidae. The transcript is spliced from 4 exons. Gene Ontology annotation, cellular component: cilium.